Molecule: messenger RNA, 450 nt
Organism: Funneliformis geosporum
Lineage: Eukaryota; Fungi; Glomeromycota; Glomeromycetes; Glomerales; Glomeraceae
Source: the annotation of a GenBank genome assembly
AUGGCAAGUCUUAAAGAUAUUUCAAGGUAUAAUAGUGAGACAGUUUCUAUUAUAGUUGCUCAAUCAAUUCAAAAAGAUGGACUUGAUACUACUAAAUGUAUCUUAUGGGUUACUGAUAAUACAGUAUAUAUGACAAGUAAUAAAAAGGGUGGUGUAGCUUUUUUAAUAAAAAAAACUGGUUCAAAUGCUCAUCGAAUUGGUUGUGGGUUUUAUAUUAUGCAAAUUAUACUUAAUCACUUUGAACAAGAAGCAUUUGGUAAACUUUUCAAUUCUAUUGGAUUUUCUCGAAAAUUGCAUCCAUAUAAUCUCUUAUAUUGGCAUGGAAUUUAUAUAAUGGCUAUAAAUCUUAAUGCAUCAAUAAUUAAAGAUUUAUAUGAUAAAUUAAUGGAUUUCAUUAUAACCAGUACUGAUUGCCUCUUUAUUCUCAUUGUGAUUAUGAAUUAUGAAUAG